Conger conger (European conger) is the source of this 4240-nucleotide messenger RNA. RefSeq names its product NACHT, LRR and PYD domains-containing protein 3-like. NCBI's taxonomy places the organism in Eukaryota, Metazoa, Chordata, Actinopteri, Anguilliformes, Congridae. The record is from RefSeq and is a predicted model, not a curated record. Gene Ontology annotation, molecular function: protein binding. The transcript is spliced from 12 exons. Bases 11 to 3856 code for a protein of 1281 amino acids.
UGAACGCUCAAUGGAUUAUCCAGUCAACUUCACAGGAGGCUUCACAGACAACCCAAGAGUCCAGACAGAAAGACCAGGGUCACCUGUUCCCAGUGGUCUGUCAAUGAAGAGUGAACGCUCAAUGGAUUAUCCAAUCAACUUCAGGGGAAAGUUCACAGAUGAUCAAAGGGUCCAGACAGAAAGACCAGGGUCACCUGAUCCCAGUGGUGUGUCAAUGAAGAGUGAACGCUCAAUGGAUUAUCCAAUCAACUGCACAGGAGGCCUCACAGACAAUCCAAGGGUCCAGGUAGAAAGACCAGGGUCACCUGUUCCCAGUGGUGUGUCAAUGAAGAGUGAAUGCUCAAUGGAUUAUCCAAUCAACUUCAAAGGAGGGUUCACAGGUGAUCAAAGGAUCCAGCAGUUACUGGAGUUCAAGAGUUCAGAUAAACUGUAUUUCCCAAAACAGUCUCUCCUGCAUACUCUGGUGAAGCUGAAGAGGGAAGAAAAGCUUAAACUGUUUCAGAGCCAUCUGAGUCAGGAUUGUCCAGAAUGCAAGAGUCUGUGUGAAGAUCCUUGUGUGUUGGAUAAGUUUAAGACGAUGAUAGAAUUGUUCAAGAGUCAUGAAAUUCAUGACUACCCAGAAUGCAUUAAGAGAGGGCAGCAGGAUCCAGAAGUCUUGUACAUAGUUGAGAAGAUGCUGGAGACCUGUGGCAGUGAGAGGUCUCUCAAGAUCACACUCCACAUCCUGAAAAGCAUGAAUCAGAAGGAUCUCACUGACUCACUGGAGAGAGAUGAGCAGCACAAUGAAUCCAUAAAAAGAGCCAGGCAGGCAGUGCAAACUCAUCUGAAAAGCAAGUUUGAAUGCACAAUUAAAAGUUCAGCAAAGCAGAGCCAUCAAAUGUUGCUCAGUGAGAUCUAUACAGAGCUCUGCAUCACAGAGGGGGGAAGUGGGGGGGUCAAUAAUGAACAUGAGGUCACACAGAUUGAGACAGCAUCCAAGAGACAAACCGCACAGGAGACUACAAUCCUCUUCAGUGACAUGUUUAAGCCCUCACCUGGACAAAAGAAAAGAAUUAGAACUGUGCUUUCAAAGGGCAUCACUGGCAUUGGGAAAACUAUCUCAGUGCAGAAGUUCAUUCUAGACUGGGCAGAAGGAAAAGCCAAUCAGGACAUUGAUUUCAUCUUCCCGCUUCCUUUCCGAGAUCUGAAUUUUAAGGAGGAUAAAGAAUUAAGUCUGAUGCAACUUCUCCAGCUCUACUUUCCACAACUGAAUGAGAUCAAAAGUGUUGAAAGUGAUGAAUUCAAAGUUUUGCUUAUCUUUGAUGGUCUGGAUGAGUGUCGACUUCCUCUAGAUUUCAAAAGAAAUAAGAACUGCUAUGAUGUAACAGAGUCAUCAUCAGUGGAUGUGCUGCUGACCAACCUUAUUAAGGGGAAUCUACUUCCCUCAGCUCUCCUGUGGAUCACCUCCCGACCUGCAGCAGCCCAUCAGAUCCCUCCUGAGUGUGUGCACCAGGUGACAGAGGUACGAGGGUUCAAUGAUCCACAGAAGGAGAAGUACUUCAGGAAGCGAAUCAGAGAUCAGAAUCUGGCCAGCAGAAUGAUCUCGCACAUAAAGUCAUCCAGGAGUCUCCACAUCAUGUGUCACAUACCAAUCUUCUGUUGGAUUUCUGCUGCUGUUCUGGAGACAAUGUUGGGUAAACUAGAGAGUGAAGAUCUGCCCAAAACUCUGACUGAAAUGUACACACACUUCCUGCUCAUUCAGACUGAUGUGAAGAAUCAGAAGUAUCAUGGCUCAGAUGCAGACCCAACCCCAGAGAAAACUUUGGAGUCCAAUGCAGAAAUCAUCCUGAAACUGGGGCAGCUGGCUUUUCAACAGCUGGAAAAGGGCAAUCUGAUAUUCUAUGAAGAGGACCUACAAGAGAGUGGCAUCAAUGUCUGUGAAGCUUCAGUGUACUCUGGAGUGUGCACAGAGAUCUUUAAAGAGGAGCUUGGGUUGGGUCAAGAGAAAGUCUACUGCUUUGUGCAUCUGAGCAUUCAGGAGUAUCUGGCUGCAUUGUUUGUGUUUAAUUUGUGUGUAAAUAAGAAGGUAAAUGCACUCAGAAAAACAAAGAAGUCUAAACCUGUCAGAAUGCCGCUAAUCAAGUUAAACUGCAUGGCAGUGGAUCAGGCCUUGAAGAGUGAGAAUGGACACUUGGACCUUUUCCUCCGGUUUCUUCUUGGACUCUCUCUGGACUCCAUUCAGACUCUUUUAGGAGGACUAAUGACACAGACAGGAAGCAAACCUGAUGGAGGAAGACGCAAAACAAAAUCCGUUCAUGAUUUCAUGACUGUUUUUGGAAGACAACUUUUGGAAGACAACUCACCAAGCAGAUCAUCUGUACCAGAACCAGAGACACAGACAGAAAGCAGAUCAGAGAGCAUUACGAAAACAGCCGAGUACAUUAAGAACAAGAUCAGAGAGGAAUCUUCAGCAGAGAGGACCAUCAAUCUGUUCCACUGUCUGAAUGAACUAAAAGACAACUCUCUUGUGAAAGAAAUCCAGAAUUCCAUGAAAUCAGGAAAACUUUCUGAUAAAAAUCUGGAACCACACAUGUGUUCUGCACUGGCCUUUGUGUUACUGAUGUCAGAAGAGAUCCUGGAUGAUUUUGACUUGAAAACCUACAACACAUCAGCAGCAGGUCAUCAGAGACUAGUACCAGUAGUCAGAAACUGCAGGAAGGCAAUACUGAACAGCAGUAACCUCACAGAUAGGUCUAUGGAUAUUGUUGCCUCAGCUCUCCAGUCGUCAAACUCGCCCCUGAGAGUUCUGGACCUCAGCUACAAUAAACUGGGGGAUUCAGGAGCUCAGCUGCUCUGUGGUGGACUGAUAAGUCCGAACUGUAAACUACAGAGACUGAACCUGGGUUGGUGUAAUCUCACAGAGGGCUGCUGUGAUGCUCUGGCCACCGUCCUGCGUUCCCCUCACUCAGAGCUGAGAGAUCUGGAGCUCAGAGACAACGAGCUGCUGGAUCCAGGAGUGUUAGCACUCUCUGCUGGACUGGAGGACCCACACUGUAAACUGCAAAGACUGGGGCUGUCAGGGUGUAGAGUCACACAGAGAGGCUGUGAUUCUCUGGCUUCAGCUCUGCAUUCAAACCCCUCACACCUGAGAGAGCUGGACCUGAGAUACAAUCACCCGGGAGACUCAGGAGUGAGAGCGCUGUCUGCUGCUAAACUGGACACACUCACACUGCUUGUGGACCAUGGAGGAGAGACCAGGACCAAACCAGGACCCAGGAAAUAUGGCUGUCAGCUCACACUGGAUCCAAACACAGCAAACAGAGAGCUGUCUUUGUCCGAGGGGAACAGGAAGGUGACACAUACACCGGAGAGAGGGCCAUAUCCUGACCACCCAGAGAGAUUUGAUUAUGAGCCCCAGGUUUUGUGCAGAGAGAGUCCAAGUGAGCGCUGUUACUGGGAGGCUGAGUUCAGUCUGACUUUGUGGGCAAGGGUUGAUAUAGCAGUGACAUAUAAAGGCAUCAGCAGGAAAGGAGAGGAUUCUGGCAGUAGGUUUGGAGGGAAUGAAAACUCUUGGAGACUGAGCUGUGUUAAACGCAGUUUCUCUGAUAAUCUCAGUUGUGUUAUCAGACACAAUAAUAACAGCAAACGCAUACCUUCCCCCUCACCCUACCCCAGAGUAGGACGGUUAUUUGGUAGAAGAGAUUACAGGGUUGGAGUGUGUGUGGACCGUCCAAGCGGAACUCUGUCCUUCUACAGCGUCUCUGACUCUGACACACUGACCCUCUUGCACACAAUCCACACACACUUCACUGAACACACACCCCUCUAUGCUGGAUUUGGAGUGUGUGAUUCCUCAGUGUCCCUCUGCCAACUGUAGAAGACACACACACAAUUGCUCUCUCUCAUACCCACCCAUAUACUUGCAUGUGCACCCAAUGCUUUCUUACUGAAACCAAUAGACAAUCAUGCCGAAAACGUAACAACAUUUAUACCACUGCAAUUGUAUUCAAUAUUAACCUCAGUACAGCUUAAACCCUGUGCAUAAGAACAUAAGGUUCAGGUUAAACACUUUCCUACCAGCUAAUUAAAAUUUUUGUUUUGUUUUUACAUUUUAAUGGAAUUAUUCUGUAAAUAAUUUGGUUCUAUUGUUGAGGUUCAUGUCCCCUACGUUUUCUUUAGUACACAUGUAAUCGCUUUUUAUUGCUUUUAAUCUUAUCUUUUUGUAGUGAGGUGAUUGUAUUACCGAUCACGCAGAUGGCCA